Molecule: messenger RNA, 210 nt
Organism: Anisakis simplex (herring worm)
Lineage: Eukaryota; Metazoa; Nematoda; Chromadorea; Rhabditida; Anisakidae
Source: the annotation of a GenBank genome assembly
AUGGAAAUCACGUUAUACGGUAGAGCAUGCCCUGAUGUGACCGUUUGCGAUUUAACUUAUGAUCACGAGUUUAUUAUAUUGGCUUGUGAUGGUAUAUGGGAUGUGAUGUCGAACCAAGAGGUGGUCGACUUUUGUCGUGAUAGGCUAGCGGCUGGCCGAGAACCUGAAACGGUUUGUUUUGUUCGGUUUUUUGUGGGUUUGAAACGAUAA